AUGAAGCUGCUCGCUGCGUUGUUCCUUUCGUGCGGCUUGCUCCAGUCUGCGACAGCUCUAAAUACCACGUCUACAGAGCCAACGGUGCAGGUCCUACCGAAGAAUUUCAAGCCGCCGCAGGUCUUUCAGAAUAACAAUCUCGUCAGGAUCAUCAAUUUGGAGAAGAGUUAUGCGCGGGAGUCGGUAAACGUGGUGAUACAGAAUGUCGACAAGAAGCCACAGUCAGAGUAUUAUGUGUCCUUCCCAACAGACACCAUCAGCAAAGUCGGAGGUCUCGAAGGAUGGCAGAAGGACUCGGCGGAUAAGAAGAAAUUCAGGGUGACGUCGACACAAGCGAUCCCUUCAAGCUCGCAUCAGUAUUAUAUCGUCCACCUCCAUGAACCCCUCGAACCCUCUUCGAAACUCACCUUGACUCUAUCAUAUCACCUACAAUCCGCUCUCACCCCUGUUCCUGCCGCUGUCGAACAAGAUGGCAAACAAUAUCUCUCAUUUACCUUCCCUCAAUUCGUCUCUUCGGCCUAUACCACCCGCAAGCAGAAAACGACAGUUAAAUUCCGCGGUACAGAUAUUCCAGACUACACCAAGACUUCUACGUUGAAAUCCGAGGAGGAUCCUAAACGUGAAGGCAGCACCUUUACGUAUGGUCCUUAUGACAUGGAAGUCAAACCGGGUUCUAGUGCACCAAUUACCGUUCGAUAUGAGUACACCAGACCUAUUGUGACCUGCACCCGUCUCGAACGUGACAUCGAAAUAUCACACUGGGGUGGUAACCUUGCGACCGAGGAUCGAUUCUGGUUUAGAAACGACGCAGCCAAACUAACCAAACAAUUCUCACGGGUGGACUGGACAAAGAAGCAGUUUCAUAACGCACCAAGUGUGGCCUUAAAUCUGAUCAGAGUACCGCUUGCUCCAGGUUCUGUAGACCCAUACUUCAUUGAUGACAUUGGAAACGUUUCAACCAGCCGUUUCCUUCCAUCUACUGAGACGCGCCCUGGCCUUUUGGACCUGCGGCCACGUUACCCCAUUUUCGGCGACUGGAAGUACAGUUUCAAGAUUGGCUGGAAUAACCCGCUCUCUAGCGUUUUGCGCAGGCAAAAAUCCGGCAGCGGCGAGUCCUACGUUCUUAAAGUUCCAUUCAUCGACGGACCAAAGAUGCCAGAAGGCGUGCAAUACCAAGAAAUUGAAAUCCGUGUGAUCCUCCCUGAAGGGGCUGAGAAUGUGAAAUACGAAAUUACUGAUGGAAUGGGAAUUCCUAAUAACAUUCGUUCCGAAAUUUCCCUGUUCAAGACAUUUUUAGACACCAAAGGAAGAACUGUUCUAAAGCUAUCGGCCUCCAAGGGUGGCGAUGAAGCAAAGGAUGGAAAUUUGAUCGUAACAUAUGACUAUCCCUUCUUUGCCUUAUUCCGAAAACCACUAAGCAUUUUCGGCGCCAUGCUCGCUGUGUUCACUGCCGUAUGGGUUCUUGGAAAUAUUGAUGUUAGCAUUAAAAAGAGGUAG
Molecule: messenger RNA, 1497 nt
Organism: Arthroderma uncinatum
Lineage: Eukaryota; Fungi; Ascomycota; Eurotiomycetes; Onygenales; Arthrodermataceae
Product: Oligosaccharyl transferase subunit OST1
Exons: 3
Coding region: 1-1497 (498 amino acids)
Cellular component (GO): oligosaccharyltransferase complex; membrane
Source: RefSeq, a predicted model, not a curated record